This is a messenger RNA of Penicillium atrosanguineum, 2541 nucleotides long. RefSeq lists its product as uncharacterized. The record is from RefSeq and is a predicted model, not a curated record. The coding region runs from base 1 to 2541 and encodes 846 amino acids. Gene Ontology annotation, molecular function: protein binding. The transcript has 2 exons. Lineage: Eukaryota; Fungi; Ascomycota; Eurotiomycetes; Eurotiales; Aspergillaceae.
AUGUCAAUCCAACUUCCAGGAUCGGUCCUGAGCAGAACUCUGCGCAGCCGACUGAUCCAGCAACGACUAGCGAACACUGGCGCAUACCGCCUAGGUCGCAGCCUACCCCCGAGCGCGUCGCGGUCGUAUUCCACCGAAGCCACCGAAGAUACACUCGCCGAUCAUGAGCAAGAGACCUCCCUCAAACUUCCGCCGAAGGUAGAGACCAAUGCCAGCCCCGAGCCCUGGAAAGGCCACAAGGAACACUUUGCGAGUAACAGGAAUUCUAAUGGAGGCAUGUCCUGGAGCCAAAGUGCGUCCAAGGCAGAAAGGGCUUCAUUGAUGGCGAUUGCCUCCAACUCAAAACUCGACGGCGAAGACCCGACCUCCCGCAAGACUCUUGAAUUGGAGUUGAAAUGGCUCGCAGACCCUCGUGCUCUGGCGGACCGGGUGGCACGUAUCCUGCAAAGCGGUGAUGUGGCAAAAGCGGCCGCGCUGGUCCGGCAGGCACAGAGGGAGGGACUGAGCUGCGGUGUUGCUUGGAAUAAUUUGCUUCAAUACUUCAUGGACCGACAAUGCUCCAAAGCGGCAUUCAAGCUUUAUAACGAUAUGAAAAAACGAGGCCGCGCACCGAACUCGAGGACGUACACGAUCAUGUUGACGGGCUUCCGCAAAGCCGCGGAGGGUACGCCAAACGUAGUCCAGGAUGCGCUCCGAGUCUAUCGUUCAAUCUUCGCCGAGAACUCCCCAGUCAAGCCCGACAUCAUUCAUACCAACGCGAUGCUUUCGGUCUGUCAGCGACACGGUGAUAUGGAUACGUUAUGGCGCAUUGCCGGUGAGCUGCCAGAAGAAGGACCACAGUCACCCGAUAUGGUGACCUACAGUACUAUCUUGACGGCCAUUCAGUUCGCAGCCCAAAACGACAUCCUGAAAAUGGAUCGCUCCGAGAUUGAAAAAAUCGUUGCGCGAAAAUCACAGAUGGUUACAGAGGGCAAGCGAAUUUGGGCCGAUGUUGUCUAUCGCUGGGCAAAGGACAAGGUAAAUCCCUUGCCUAUCGAUAACAACGUGGUAGGCUCCAUGGCCAGUCUGCUUCUUCAGGGUGCCAAUGAUCGUGAUUUCUACGACAUAUUUGCACUCUAUAAUCAAGCCACAGGAACUCCCAUCUUUGGAAAGCUCCCAGAGAAUAACGUCAAGAUCGCGCAUCGAAGGGUCUGGCGAGAGCUCGAACGAAGACCCAAGACAGCACCGGGCUCGAGUGUGGAAGACGAUGUUCCAUUUGUCGAUCAGGAUAACAAUUUGUUGAAACGGGCCAAAAAAGAGGCUCCCGUCGAGGAAGAGGAGGAGGAAAAAUUUGAUUCCCUCUUCGAUCCAAUGGUACCAGGCUCCGAGAACCUUUCUUACCUCCAACCUAACAACAAGGAUCUUACCAUGAUCUUGGAGGCAUGUUUCAAAUUGACUCAAGGUGCCUCCACUGGUUCUGUUUACUGGGAUCACUUGACCAAACCAGAAAAUCCAACCCGUAUCGAGCCUGACAAUCUUUCUUACAUGGAGUACUUCCGUCUGCUCCGUCUCACGCGGUCCAGCCACACUGCUACUCGUGUCAUGCGCGAGCAAAUGGUCCCUGCGGGACGGGCCAAGGGAAAGGCAUUCCAUGUUGCUCUGUCAUGCUGUCGCCGGGACCGCAAGAACCGCAAAGUUCUCUUGCAUGCGAACGAGCUCCUCGAUUUGAUGAAUGAAUCGUGUCUUCUUCCCGAUCCUCGCUCACUAGGAAACUACCUGGAAUUGGUCCAAAGGCUCUGCGACAACCCACAUAGUCUCAUGUACCUUCUAGGACUGGACAUGGAUACAGGACGCGACACUCGCACUUUGCAAACCUUAGGCAAGAAGCUGCAAACCAAGCUACGUCUAUGUGCCCUCGCCACUCUUCGACCUCACAUCGCCAAGCUUCAUGAGGCCAUGGAGAACGGACAAUCUGGCGCUGCCCGUAAGGGUCGUUGGGAUACCGAUCUCGGUGAGCUGGCCAUGGGCGAGGAUUGUGCCAGAAUCAUGGCUUGGGUGCGCCUGAUCACCGAUGAGACGUUGAAGACCGAAUUUGCGCUCUUUGUGACCAAAGAAGAGCGUAAAAUUCUCCAAUCGGAGUCGAACAUGCUGAAGAAGUACUCCGACCAGGCGACGAUUCAGAAACUUACCGGAAAGCCUGUCAAGCCCACGGUUGAGCAGCGGAAUGAGUUCAAGCUCCGACAAUUGGAACUAAGAGGCCCACCCAAGUCUGAAAAGAGGGUGUCUGAGACUCUUCAAGAACAGGUGGCAGAGCAGCCUGAAGAGCAAGCGACAAACUAUGCUACCGAAGAGGUGGCUCGCCCAACCGAAGAACAAGUGGCCGAGCAGGCCCAAGAGAAGCCCCAAGAACAGGCUGCCGAGGAGCCCCAGGGGACUGAGAAGCCCACCCACGAGGUGGCAGAACUCCGCAAGGAGCAGCCGGCAAUCCAGUCCGAGGAGGUGGCAGGUCACGCCCAGGAACAAGCGGAGCCUGCCUCGCCGCUAGGAGAAACCAAGUCUUAA